Messenger RNA from Folsomia candida, 2269 nucleotides. RefSeq lists its product as uncharacterized. The record is from RefSeq and is a predicted model, not a curated record. Bases 1057 to 2244 code for a protein of 395 amino acids. Lineage: Eukaryota; Metazoa; Arthropoda; Collembola; Entomobryomorpha; Isotomidae. The transcript is spliced from 5 exons.
AUUUUUUCGCCAACAAUCCCAAAGCCGUCAUCAUCAUGCACCUUCACCUUUACUUGAACUGCCUAUUGACAUGGUCAAUGAUUUCGUUUUUGAGUACAUGCAUCUUGUAUGCUUAGGCGUCACUAAAAAAUUAUUAAAAUUAUGGACAGACGGCCCAAGGGCACCAUACAGGUUACGACAUGCAGAAACUGAACAAAUCUCGAGCAGAUUGGAAAGUAUUAAAUUAACAAAGGAGUUUGCUCGUAAGCCAAGAACAUUGAAGGAACGCGAUAGGUAUAAAGCGUCGGAAUUGAGAACGUUUCUUCUGUACACAGGCCCUGUAGUUUUGAGGGACAUUUUACCAGCAAAAUUCUACCACAAUUUUCUAGUAUUGUCUGUAGCAAUUAGAAUUCUUUUAAAACCACACCAAACAGAAUCAAAUAUUGAUUAUGCUGGCAACCUCUUGACCUUUUUUGUGGAAAACUUUAAGGAGCUGUACGGACGGGAAAACGUGUCUUACAAUGUCCACGGAUUAAUUCAUUUGGCGGCAGAUGUCAAACAUCACGGAUCAUUAGAUGAAUUUAGCGCUUUUCGUUUUGAGAAUUACCUGGGGAAAAUUAAAAGAUUAAUUAAAAGUGCAAAAUUUCCUCUCCAACAAAUUCAUAGGAGGCUGACUGAACAAAGUUGUACCCUCGAGCUCUCUGAUAAUUCAAAAAACAUUACUUCUAACACAUCCCAACAGUCGAAAGAAAUUACAUUUAAAAAUACCAAAAUUUCUGUAAAGUUCCCAAAUAAUAUUGUACUUCUUAAAAGUGAACAAAUCUUACUUAUUAGCAAAAUUGUGACUGAAGUGGAUAAAGUUUUUCUCGCCGGAAAUAUCGUUUCCGCUCCAAAAAAUUAUUUUCAAUAUCCUUGCGACUCUAAACACGGUUUAGUUUUCAGAGUGAACUUAAAGAAGGUUGACACUACCGAACUUUUAAUCCCUAUGUCCGAGGUGUCUCAUAAAUGUGUUUGUGUUCCCCUCAGUAAAAGUGAGAAAUUUGUGCUGUUCCCACUAAUUCAUUCGGAGGACUGAAAAUGGAUCAAUCAAAUUCAACCCAUGCCAUUGUCCACUUCCCAUCUGACAACACAGUAGAAAUUGUUCCAAUAAAUUGGAUUAACGACCAGGCAACGCAUUGCCAAUUUCCACCAUCAGGAGAGAAAGGGGUUAAGAAAAUAAAAAAGAAAGGCGGUGUGCCAUUACCCCAUUGGGCCACAUAUGAAAUCACGAUACUAAAAUACUUUGGUAAGUGGGCCGAAAAUGCAUCUUUCUUAAUUUAUAUUAGUCGAAUUCUCAUAAUUAUAUCAUUUAUAAACAUUAAAUACGUUUCAGCAUCCUACAAUGCAGCUGCUGAACAACUUCCAAAGGCAAUAACCGGCAACAAGUUAAGCGAUUCUGAAAUACAGACCGGAACUAGAAGUAAAAUGUCGUCGACUACCUUUUCUUCAACCCUACCCGUACCCCCACAAGUAACGACUCAUCGUACUGAAAUAGUUUCUUCUUUGGAAUCAGGAAAUGAAAAUGGGGAGACGACUUUCGUUCUUCCACCUGAAUUUGGUGGCAGCUUAAUAUUGGUAUCGCCAGAGGGACAGGAAUACGCACAAAACAUCGCAAACACAGAGACAAAUAAUUCCAAUUCGCCUAAUUUCAUCAAUAAUGAAAUCAUGAAGGAAAUUUUGGUACAAGUUCAUCAAAUAAAAGUAACUCAAAAUGAGCACGGACGAAGGCUGACUAAUAUCCAGAAUUUGUUGAGCAACCGAGACCGCAACCCCCCAGUGAAUCCAUCAUAUUCUUUUCCAAGGCAAUUUUUCCCCCUAAAAAGCAAGGAAAGCUUGAAAGCUUUGGAGGAAAUCUUGAAGGAUCCUGCUCCCAAGAUAGCAUUGAAAAAAUUACUUUCUGAAUGUGGAGGAAACACUUUGGAAGAUUGCUUGGAGCUUAUGGCAAAAUAUUUGUGUUUGGAUGAAAUGCUAUCACAACAUAGUUAUCAUGGACGCAGUGGGAAGACUCCAUUUUUAAAUCAAUAUCCCGAACUCAAUCAGGUUGUAUUUGAAGGCCUUUCACAAAAUGAUAACGCCGUUCCAGUUACCAGGAAGUCUGUCGAUGAAGCCUUCCAGAAAAUUUUGAAGCGGGGAGCUGAUCGAUUCGGAAAGAAAGUGAAACCUCCCUCCAAGCCGACAUCGAACCCCGGAAAUAUUUCAAUCGUUGGGACAGAAGAAACUCAAUAAAAAUAACAAUUAUAUCUUUCUGAUA